Molecule: messenger RNA, 6778 nt
Organism: Lathyrus oleraceus (garden pea)
Lineage: Eukaryota; Viridiplantae; Streptophyta; Magnoliopsida; Fabales; Fabaceae
Exons: 3
Coding region: 498-6167 (1889 amino acids)
Biological process (GO): defense response to other organism
Molecular function (GO): ADP binding
Source: RefSeq, a predicted model, not a curated record
AAUGUGAUAUGAACAUGUUGUUUAUAAGUGAAAACAAUCAUCAUCUUAUAAACCGGUUUUGUAGUGAUGAGUUAAGUCAAACUUUAAGUCUAACAUGUUAUCAGAGUCAUCAGAGUCUGAUAUCAGGUUUCUGCUAUUGGGUCGCCCAUCAUUUAUAAACAAAAAUGAAAGAUAAAAGAAAAGGAACAACGGACAUGUUGACUAGUUCUGUAAUUAGGGAAUACUAAAUGUUUUCCAAUGAAAAUCAUGGUCUGCCUGCAUCAUCAACUUGAUAAAAUAAUCAAGUUUCAUUACAUCAUUCAAGGUUGUGAACAAACUAUUAUGAUAUUUCGAUCCUUUGACUUUUGGAGCUUGAUUUUCCAUGACACCAUUCUCGUUAUGCUAUCGGAUGAAACAAAAACAGAAAGAGAAAAACAUCUACUAGCUAUAGGAUGAUAUUUACAAAAGAACCCAACAGCAUAACUGCAAGGUAGCGGCUAGCGGCAAAUGUAAGGGAAAUGGCAGAAACUGCAGUAUCAUUGGCCUUGGAGCAGGUGUUCCAACUUCUUAGGGAAGAAACAAAUCUUCAGAGAGGUUUGCACAAAAACUUUUCUGACAUCAGAGAUGAACUAGAAAGCAUUCAAGUCUUCCUCAAAGAUGCAGAUAGAAGAGCUGCGGAUGAAGCAGACACCAACGAAGUAAUCAGAAUAUGGGUGAGGCAGCUGAGAGAAGCAUCAUUUCGCAUUGAAGAUGUCGUUGAUGAAUACCUUUGGCUGAUGCGUGAAGUCAACCCUCCUGGAUGUGGAGCUUUAGUCUACCAGAUUACAGGCUUAAUAGAAACUUUGAUUCCCCGGCAUCAGGUAGCAUCUGAGAUACAGAACAUUAUGAUGUCAAUUCGUGGGAUCAAGGAAAGAAGUGUGAGGUAUAACUUUCAAAUUUCACAAGAACCAGGAUCAUCAAGCAGCAGCAGCAACACUAGAGAGCGUGAUCCUCGACUGUCUUCCCUUUUCAUUGAAGAAACAGAAAUUGUAGGAAUCGAAGGCCCAAAAAAAGAAUUGUUAGGUUGGUUAUCGGAUGGUGCGGCUGAGCGCACAGUGAUUUCAGUGGUAGGAAUGGGAGGUCUAGGAAAAACCACUCUUGCCAAACUAGUUUUUGACAGCCAAAAGGUAACGGCAGAUUUCCAUUGCCACGCUUUCGUCACAGUUUCUCAAUCAUACACUGUGAGAGGUUUGUUGAUAAACAUGAUGGAAGAAUUUUAUAAGGGAACACAAGACCCUCUACCACAGAUGUUACACAAAAUGGAUGACAAGGCACUGAUAACAGAAGUGAGACAAUACCUGCAACAUAAGAGGUAUUUGAUAUUCUUUGAUGAUGUAUGGCAAGAAGAUUUUUCCGACCAGGUUGAACUUGCCAUGCCCAACAACAACAAAGGUAGUAGGAUCAUAAUCACCACUAGAACGAUGCAAGUUGCAGAUUUUUUCAGGAAAUCCUUUCUAGUUCAUGUUCACAACUUGCAACUUUUGCCUCCAAAUAAAGCAUGGGAACUCUUCUGCAAGAAAGUAUUUAGAUUUGAACUCCAUGGGGAAUGUCCAUCAGAACUUAAGGCUUUGUCAGAAGAAAUUGUUCAAAAAUGCAAGCAGCUACCUCUGGCAAUUGUAGCCAUUGCUGGUCUUCUUUCAACAAAACCUAUAAAAAUGGUUGAAUGGCAAAUGGUGAGUGAAAAUCUGAGACAUGAGUUAGGCCGUAAUGCCCAUUUAACAAGUCUUACAAAGAUUCUGUUGCUUAGUUAUGAUUGCCUGCCUUACUACUUGAAACCAUGCAUUUUGUAUUUUGGUUUAUAUCCAGAGGACUAUGCUAUCAAUCAUAAGAGAUUAACUCGGCAAUGGAUAGCUGAAGGGUUUGUCAAAUCGGAAGGAAGAAGGACUCCAGAGCAAGUUGCUGAGGAGUACUUGUCUGAAUUAAUUCAGAGAAGUCUGGUUCGGGUCUCUAAUGUUGGCUUUGAAGGGAAAGUUCAAACAUGUCGAGUCCAUGAUUUAAUCUGGGAAGUGCUCAAUAGAAAAAUGAAGGAUUUAAGUUUCUGUCAUCGUAUGCAUGAAGAUAGCGAGUCAACAGCAGUUGGAAAAACUAGACGCCUGUCUAUAACCACUGGUUCCAACAAUGUGUUGAAAAGCACUAGCAAUUCACGUUUUCGUGCUAUUCAUGUUUUUGAAAAAGGUGGAGUGUGGGAGCCUUUCAUGGGUAAAUUGUGUUCAAGGUCUAGGAUUUUGAAGGUACUUGACAUGCAAGGUACAUCAUUGAAUCAUAUUCCUAAAAAUUUGGGGAGUCUUUUUCACUUGAAAUACAUAAACCUAAGGAAUACAAAAGUACGGGUUCUCCCUAAAUCUGUUGGUGAGCUACAGAACUUAGAGACAUUGGAUUUAAGAGAAACACUUGUGCAUGAGUUACCAAGUGAAAUAAAUAAGCUGAAAAAGUUACAGCAUCUUCUUGUUUUUCAUCGUAACUAUGAAAAAAAAUAUUCUGUUAUGGGCUUUACAACUGGUGUGGUGAUGAAAAAAGGUAUUAAAAACUUGACUUCCCUACAAAAUAUUUGUUAUGUGGAGGUAGAUCAUGGGGGGAUAGAUCUCAUUGAAGAGAUGAAAAUGUUAAGGCAGUUAAGAAAGUUAGGUUUAAGGCAUGUAAAAAGAGAACAUGGGAAUGCCUUAAGUGCUGCCGUAGUAGAGAUGCAACACCUUGAAUCACUUAAUAUCACAGCAAUAGCAGAGGAUGAAAUUAUUGACUUGAACUUUGUGUCAUCUCCACCCAAACUUCGGCGGCUUCAUUUGAAAGCUAGACUAGAGAAGUUGCCUGAUUGGAUUCCAAACCUUGAGUGUCUUGUUAAGAUAAGAUUAGGUUUGUCCAAUCUGAAAGAUGAUCCAAUGCAGUCACUGAAGAACUUGCCAAAUCUGCUGAAGCUCUCUUUGUGGGAGAAUGCCUAUGACGGCGAAAUUUUGCAUUUUCCAACCGGAGGAUUUCAAAAAUUGAGAGAACUGAUUCUAAGUCACUUGAAUAGAGUAAAUUCUAUCCUUAUAGAGAAAGGAGCUUUGCUCUCUCUUGAACAUCUUAAAAUGGAAAAGAUCCCCCAACUGAAGGAGGUACCAUCGGGUAUCAAACUCUUGGAUAAACUCAAAGUCAUUGACUUAGUUGAUAUGCCAGAUGAAUUCGUUAAGAGCAUUGAUCCAGACCAAGGACGCGACCACUGGAUUAUCAAGCAUGUUCGUCUUGUAUUCAUUCGUCAAUGGUUUGGCCCAAAAUACUAUGAUUAUGAGAUUCGCACUAUAAACUCAUCUUCCGAGGAGGCCAUGGCAGAAACUGCAGUAUUGUUUGCCCUGGGGGAAGUUUUCCAAUUCCUUAAAGAAGAAACAAAUCUUCUGAGAGGUGUACACAAAGAUUUUUCAGACAUCAAAGAUGAACUUGAAAGCAUUCAAGUCUUCCUCAAAGAUGCAGACAGAAGAGCUGCGGAUGAAGCAGACAUCAAUGAUGGAAUAAGAACAUGGGUAAAACAUUUGAGAGAAGCAUCAUUUCAAAUUGAAGAUGUCAUUGAUAAGUAUCAUUGGCUGAUCCAUAAGGAUAAUACUCCUGGAUGCGGAUCUUUAGUCUGCAAGGUUGCAAGUCGAAUCAAAACUGUGAUUCCCCGUCAUCAGAUAGCAUCUGAGAUUCAGGAUAUUAAGUUGUCUAUUCGUGGAAUCAUGGAAAGAAGUGAAAGAUACAACCUUAAAAUUUCACAUGAAUCUGGAUCAUCAAGCAGCAACAACAGCACGGGAGUGACAGAAAAUGGAAGAUGGUGUGAUCCUCGAUUGUCUGCCCUUUUCAUUGAAGAGACGGAAAUUGUAGGAUUUGAAGUCCCGAGAGAGAAAUUGUAUGGUUGGUUAUUGGAGGGCACAGCUGAGCGCACGGUGAUUUCAGUGGUAGGAAUGGGGGGUCUAGGAAAAACCACUCUAGCCAAGCUAGUUUUUGACAGCCAAAACGUAACAUCACAGUUUGAUUGUCGUGCUUGCAUCACAGUUUCUCAAUCAUACACUGUGAGGGGGUUAUUGAUAAACAUGAUGAAGCAAUUUUGUAGGGAUUCCAAAGACCCUUUUCUACAGAUGUUACACAAAAUGGAUGACAAGUCACUGAUAACAGAAGUGAGACAAUACCUGCAACAUAAGAGGUAUUUGAUAUUCUUUGAUGAUGUAUGGCAAGAAGAUUUUUCCGACCAGGUUGAAUUUGCCAUUCCUAACAACAACAAUGGUAGUAGGAUCAUAAUCACCACUAGAAUGAUGCAAGUUUCAGAUUUUUUCAAGAAAUCCUUUCUAGUUCAUGCUCACAACAUGGAACUUUUGCUUCCAGAGAAAGCAUGGGAACUCUUCCGUAAGAAAGUAUUUAGAUUUGAGUUUGGUGGGCAUUGUCCGCCAGAGCUUGAGGCUAUGUCAAAAGAUAUUGUUCGAAAAUGCAAGCAGCUACCUCUGGCAAUUGUAGCCAUUGGUGGUCUACUUUCAACAAAAUCUAAAACCAUGAUUGAAUGGAAAAAUGUGAGUGAAAAUCUGAGCCUGGAAUUUGGACGGAAUACCCAUUUAACUAGUCUAACAAAGAUUUUAUCUCUCAGUUAUGAUGGCCUGCCUUACUAUUUGAAACCUUGCAUUUUGUAUUUAGGUAUAUAUCCAGAGGACUACUCUAUUAAGCAUAAGAGAUUAACUCGGCAAUGGAUAGCUGAGGGUUUUGUCAAAUCUGAUGAGAAAAGAACUUUAGAGCAAGUUGCAGAGGAAUACUUGUCGGAAUUGAUUCACAGAAGUCUGAUUCGGAUCUCAUAUGUUGGCUUUGAAGGGAAAGUUAAAAUGUGUCAAGUUCACGCUUUAUUUCGGGAAGUGAUCAUUAGAAAAAUGAAGGAUUUAAGUUUUUGUCAUUGUGUGCAUGAAGACGGUGAGUCAAUCACGGUUGGAAAAAGUAGACGCCUAUCUAUAGCUACAAUUCCCAACAAUUUGUUGAAGAGCAAUAACAACUUGCAUUUUCGAGCUAUUCAUGUUUUUGAAAAUGGUGGAUCAUUGGAGCAUUUUAUGGCUAAACUGUGUUCACAGUCUAGGACUUUGAAGGUACUUGACAUUCAAGGUACAUCAUUGAACCAUAUUCCUAAAAACUUAGGUAGUCUUUUUCACUUAAAAUACAUAAACCUAAGUUAUACCAAUGUAAAUGCUAUUCCUAAAUCUGUUAGUGAACUACAGAACUUAGAGACAUUAGAUUUAAGAGAAACACUUGUGCAUGAACUACCAAGUGAAAUAAACAAGUUGACGAAGCUGCGACACCUUCUUGUUCUCCAUCGUAGCUAUGAAGCAAAGUAUUCUGUUUUAGGCUUUACAACUGGCGUGCGGGUGGAAAAAGGUAUUAAAAACUUGACUUCCCUACAAAGUCUUUAUUAUGUAGAGGUAGAUCAUGGAGGCGUAGAUCUCAUUCAAGAGAUGAAAAUGUUAAGGCAGUUAAGGAAGUUAGGCUUAAGGCAUGUAAGAAGAGAACAUGGUAAUGUCAUAGGUGCUGCAGUAGUAGAAAUGAAACACCUUGAAAAUCUUAAUAUCACUACGAUUGCUGAGGAUGAAACAAUUAACUUGAACUUUGUCUCAUCUCCACCUCAACUUAAGCGGCUUCAUUUGAAAGCUAAGCUAGAUACAUUGCCUAAUUGGAUUCAAAAACUUGAUUAUCUUGUUGAGAUAAAGCUGGCUUUAUCUAAGUUGAAAGAUGAUCCAUUGCAGUCACUGAAAAACUUGCCAAAUCUGCUGAAGUUCGGUCUAUCUGACAAUGCGUAUGAUGGUGAAACUUUGCAUUUUCCAAAUGGAGGGUUUCUAAAACUUAAGAGACUGAACCUCAGUCGCCUGAAUAGCGUAAAUUCCAUUGUUAUAGACAAAGGAGCCUUGCCCUCUCUUGAAUAUACUAAAAUGGAUAAAAUCCCCCAAGUGAAGGAGGUACCCUUUGGCAUCAAGAACUUGGAUAACCUCAGAGAGAUUUACUUCACUGAUAUGGCGGCUGAAUUUACUGAGAGCAUUGAUCCAGACAAAGGACAAUACUACUGGAUUAUCAAGCAUGUACCUCUUGUAUUCAUUCGCCACUGGAUUGGUCCAAACUUACUUGAUUAUAAUAUUCACACUAUUCACUCACCCUCGAAGGAGUCACAAACAAAUUGAGAAUGCUCUGGCAUCUAGAAAGCUUCAAAAUAAAAAGUGCCAAUGUGAGCAGAAAUUCAAAUUCUCCAUGUCACAAAUCAAAGAUGACGCAUUUUGUUCUUCAUUCCAUCUAUGGUGCUUGAAUUCAAAAUGUUUUCUUCUCAUCCUGAAAUGUCAAGGAAAAUGUGGAUUCAGUUAACCGAGUAACUUCGGCUUUUCUUUUUUAUUUUUCUUAUUUGUGGUGUUGUAUGAAACUAUGAUUUGGCUAUAGAAACUUUCAUUCAAAACCUUGUAAUCAAGACCUAUAUAUGGACUCCAUUCGGAAGCCAUUUUGAAAUUUCUUUUUUCUUUUUGCCAUUUGUGAUGUUUAAGGUUGGUGGGAGCUUUUCUUCAACCCGUGUAAUAAUCAAAACCUCUUCAUUUGAAUGAAUAUUUUAUUUUGCUAACCAAGAUAAAUGCUACGAUCAAUAUCUAGCUGUAAACUUAGAUGCCUGAUUAAUUUUAAGCUAAUCAGGAGCACACGUAUGUGUCUCCGCUAGCUAGCCAGUUCAAUCCAUCAUUUCCUCGUCAACUAAGAUCGACGCUACGACGUUGUAAACCUAGAUGCCUGAUUAAUUUAAAGCUAAUCAGAA